AUGCCGCGUGUAAUUGGUCUAAUGAGCGGAAGUUCAUUGGAUGGACUUGAUAUCGCUUGUGUAGAUUUUUCUGCAGAUGAAAAGUGGACAUUUCAGAUUGUUCAUGCUGAAACGGUUCCUUAUUCAUCCGAGUGGGUGAAAAGAUUAUCGACUGCUACGGAAUUAGACGCUCGCGCUUACCUUCUUCUGCAUACAUCCUAUGGUAAUUACAUAGGCGAAUGCGUAAAUGAUUUUCUUGCGAAAUACAAACUAGAAGUGGAGAAAAUCGAUCUUAUAGCUUCGCAUGGUCAUACGGUUUUCCAUGAACCAUGGAAUCGAAUGACCGGACAGAUCGGAGACGGUGCUGCGAUCAGCGCACGAACUCGCCUACUUGUUGUCAACGAUCUACGUGCUAUGGAUGUGGCUUAUGGUGGUCAAGGUGCACCAAUCGUUCCAAUCGGCGAAGAAUAUCUAUUUAAUGAAUACCGGCUAUUAUUAAACCUGGGUGGAAUUGCCAAUAUGACCGAUCGGAAAUAUCAAAUUGCAUUCGACAUAUGUCCUGCAAAUCGGAUAUUAAACAAGCUUGUGCAAGACUAUCUUCAAAAGGAAUAUGAUGAGAAUGGCCAACAAGCGUCGAUCGGUCAACUUAAUUCAAGUCUGUUGACGACAUUAAAUCAAUUAGAUUAUUACCGAAAAUCUUAUCCGAAAUCGUUAUCGAAUUCAUUUGGUUUGGACGUUGUCUAUCCAUUGAUUGAAAAAGAAAAUGGCAAUAUUAAUGAUGCUCUACAUACCUACGUUGAACACAUUAUUCAACAGAUAUGUCACUCGAUUGAAAUGAUUAUUGAUAAGGAAAAGCAAGGCAAGUCUGCUUAUGCCAAUUGUAAAAUGUUAGUCACAGGUGGUGGUGCGCAUAACAAGUAUUUAUUUCAAGGUUUACAAAAUCGACUUCGCGAUCAAUUCCAGAUCGAAGCAGUUUAUCCCGAGAAGGAUGUAGUUGAUUUCAAAGAAGCGUUAAUAAUGGCAUUCAUCGGUUUAUUGCGAGUACAAAAGAAAGCGAAUGUUUUAGCGUCAGUGACUGGGGCCGAAAAGGAUUCGAUUGGUGGAGCUGUUUGGCAAAACUGA
Messenger RNA from Adineta ricciae, 1101 nucleotides. NCBI's taxonomy places the organism in Eukaryota, Metazoa, Rotifera, Eurotatoria, Adinetida, Adinetidae. The record is from the annotation of a GenBank genome assembly.